AAAACUUCUGCGCCUUUUGCCAAAUGCUGUUAAGAAAAUGAUCUGAAGAGUUGGGCCAAUAUCGGAACAAAGCACUUCGAAAUAUCAAGCAAAAAUGGUGAACACCCAUAGAAGGCUAUCAGAACUGUGUAGAAUUUGCAUUCGAUUUGAGAGCUUGUAAGAGUACUCAUCAUGGAGAAACAGCAGCUUGUCCUGGGUAGCCAGGACAGUGGGACUGUGUCUGGUGCAGCGCCUGCUUUUUUUGUCAUCCUGAAACAACAGCAGGGAAAUGGUAAAGCUGACCAAGGAAUCCUAGUAGCAAAUCGUGAUGCUUGUGCUCUUGCCAGCAGUGUAUCAGCUCCAGUAAAACCCAAAGUCAAGACCUGUCUCCCAGCUGACUGCAUCUCAGGGGGCAUUACUGUCACCCUAGAUAACAACACCAUGUGGAAUGAAUUCUACCAUCGGAACACAGAGAUGAUCCUGACGAAGCAGGGGAGGCGCAUGUUCCCAUACUGCCGAUACUGGAUUACAGGUCUGGAUGUCAGCCAGAAGUACAUCCUAGUCAUGGACAUAUCCCCUGUGGACAAUCACAGAUACAAAUGGAAUGGCCGUUGGUGGGAGCCCAGUGGGAAGGCAGAACCCCAUGUUCUUGGAAGAGUUUUUAUUCAUCCAGAAUCCCCUUCCACUGGCCACUACUGGAUGCACCAGCCAGUAUCAUUCUACAAACUCAAACUUACCAACAAUACCCUGGACCAGGAGGGUCAUAUAAUCUUGCAUUCUAUGCACCGCUAUCUGCCACGACUUCACUUGGUGCCUGCAGACAAAGCCACAGAAGUCAUUCAGCUCAAUGGCCCAGAUGUCCAUACAUUUACCUUUCCACAGACAGAGUUCUUUGCAGUUACAGCCUACCAGAACAUCCAGAUUACCCAGCUGAAAAUAGAUUACAAUCCUUUUGCUAAAGGAUUCAGAGAUGAUGGGUUGAAUAGUCGACCUCAGCGUGAUAUGAAACAAAACAGUAACCUGGACUUGGAAGGAGGUGAUAUUUUUAGUGCUGCUGGCAUUCAUGGUCGUCCUUCUGAUGCAUUAGAUUUGCAUCAGAGAAGUUUAGAUGCUUCAUUCAUUGGUCAAAACUCAUCAGACACUGACAUGGACAAAGAUUCCUUUAAUGCAGAAAGGGACUUCCUGGGUUUCCUGGACACUGACCUGUCUUCGGGUGAGAUGCCAAAGCUAAAACAAGAGGUCUCUGAAAGUCCCAUUGCGAGCAGUUACGAAAGCAGUUCCCAUGUGGCAUCCCCGUUGGACCCAAAUGGACACUUUAAUGUAGUCGUUAAAGAGGAACCAAUAGAUGACUAUGACUACGAGUUGGGUAUUUGCACACAAGGAGUAAGUGUGAAGCAGGAAGAAGACACAGAUGAAACGGAUGAGUAUUCCAACACUGAUGAUGAUGAUCCCAUCCUACAAAAACACCUUAUGAGACAUGAUGAAACAGAUGGAACUGAUGGGGAAUUCAGGUCUAGGAAGCGUGUAUUAAACAGUCCUUCAGGUGUUGCCAAAGCAAAAAUGUUAAAGUUGGAUAGUGGGAAGAUGCCUGUGGUCUAUUUGGAACCUUGUGCAGUCACAAAGAGCACAGUGAAGAUAUCUGAGCUGCCACAGACCAUGCUUUCCUCUUGCAAGAAGGAUAAAUCCCCUUUUAGUGCAGUGUUGGAUCCCUUGCCUGUGUGUUUUGAAAAUCACAAAGGCUCUUGCUCAGGCACAGAUGCUGUUACUGAGGAGUUAGUUAUGAAAAAACAAUCUUCUGGAAAUAAAGUGUCAGAGAAAUACUCUCCAGUCAGAGAGGCCCAGUGGGCUCUAUCUAAAUCACCUAAUUUUAAUGUCAGAGGCUCAGUAAGUUGUCAGUUUUCAGCUAAAGAGAUCUGUGGAAGAAAAAGGUCUGGCAUACUGAAGAGCCGUAUGUCCCUGAGAGGCUCUGGUAGCAAUCAGAACACCCUCUCAUCAGUUACAACUAAAAGAGGAAGGCCACGGAAACUGAGGAUUUCCAAAGCUGGUCGACCACCUAAAGGUAUAGGGAAAGCUGUAAUAACGAGCAAGAAUGCCUCACUGGGGCCUGGGAAUAUCCUUCCAGAUGUUAAGCCAGACCUUGAAGAUGUUGAUGGAGUCCUCUUUGUGUCCUUUGCAUCAAAGGAAGCUCUUGACAUUCACACUGUUGAUAAAGCUGGAGGAGGAGAAGAGUCACGGAAUCUUCAGGCUCCCUUGUUGACGAAAAAUGAUCCAGAUAGUCAAGCAAGAAUACAGGUACUAGAAAAGGAAUUGAUGGAAGAACUGAAGACAUUGAGGCAUAAGCAAGUAAUACAUCCUAGCCUUCAGGAAGUGGGACUGAAGCUGAAUUCUGUGGACCCAACAGUAAGCAUUGACUUGAAAUACUUGGGUGUGCAGCUUCCUCUUUCCUACUCAAAUUACUCUGUGUGGAGCUACCCAGGAACCAAUCCCAAUUCUCCAGAUACUGGAUUUCCUUUUGUUUCGAGGACAGGAAAAACAAAUGAUUUCACAAAAAUCAAAGGCUGGCGAGGGAAGCUUCAUGGUGCUUCUAGAAAUGAAGGUGGCAGUUCAGAAGCUUCCUUGAAGAAUCGCUCAGCAUUCUGUAGUGACAAGCUGGAUGAGUAUCUGGAAAAUGAAGGGAAAUUGAUGGAAACGAGUAUGGGAUUUUCUUCUAGCGCUCCUGCUUCUCCUGUGGUGUAUCAACUUCCCACUAAGAGCACUAGCUAUGUGCGAACACUCGACAGUGUCUUAAAGAAGCAAUCCACCACAAUUCCAUCAACAUCUUACACGUUCAAGCCUGUUCCUCCAUCAUCUACCUCUAGGAAGACAAAGUCUCAAAACAGACAGGCAUCUACAAACAAAGUAAGAACAUCUUACAAGCCUAUACUGCCUUCACCUUUUACUGCAAAGCAGAAACAGAACAUUUCAGUAUUUGGGGAAAAGGCUGCUAAGUUUGCCUCAAAUAUCAAUGUGACUAACCAAGCAAGUGGUUUCCUGAUGUCACCUGUGGAUGAAACCACACUUCCAAAACAAAUUAGUUUGCGCCAAGCACCGCAACAACAACAAGCAGCUCGUCCACCAGGUUUGUCUAAAUCUCAGGUGAAGUUAAUGGACUUGGAAGACUCUGCUCUCUGGGAUGGCAAACCACGGACCUAUAUUACAGAAGAACGAGCAGACAUCUCUUUGGCCACCCUGCUUACAGCUCAGGCUUCUCUCAAAAACAAACCUAUCCACAAGAUAAUCAGACGACGAGCACCUCCUUGCAAUAAUGAUUUCUGUCGACUGGGUUGCAUAUGUGCCAGUCUGGCAAUGGAGAAACGUCAGCCGACCCACUGCCGCAGGCCAGACUGCAUGUUUGGUUGUACGUGCUUGAAGAGAAAAGUGAUGCUGGUGAAGGGAGGAUCAAAACAUAAGAGAACAAUGAAAAAGGCUACGCGUGGAAGUGUUACAUUCUAUGGAACACAAGAAGACCAGCAGGAGGAUGAAGAUGGGGAAGAAGAGGGUGAUGGAGGAGAUGAGCUGAAACAGAAAGAGAGGAAGAAGAGAAAAAGGGUGGAAUACACUAUUUGUGACUCUGAGCCAGAACAGCCUAUUAGGAAUUGCCCAUUGUGGGUGAAAGUAGAAGGUGAAGUAGAUCCAGAGCCAAUUUACAUCCCAACACCAUCUGUUAUUGAACCAGUUAAACCUGUGGUACCACCCACCCAAGAAGUCUUGCCUUCUAGUAAGCAUAAGUCUUCCAGUGGAAUGAAAACGGGCAGAGUCUAUACUCCUAAGCCCAAUCCAGUGAUUCGAGAGGAGGACAAGGAUCCUAUCUACUUAUACUUUGAAAGCAUGAUGACCUGUGCAAGGGUCCGAGUGUAUGAACGCAAGAAAGACGAGAAAAAGCCAGAAAAAGUCAAAAGUGAUUCCCAGAGUCCUACAGUGAAACAAGAGCCUGAACCAGACCCUCAGCCUCCUGAGAAAGCAACCUCUGAGGCAGACAAAGACACUAAUAAAUCAGGAGAGAAAAGCUGGUGUUCUUCCCGUAGCGAGGGGGACUCUUCCUCCACCUCCUAUGUUCAUCACACCACUCCAGGUGGACCAGCCAAACUUAUCAAGAUUAUCUCUGACUGCAAUUUGGAUGAAGAUCACAAUAAGAUCUUGACCAUCUUGUCACAGCAAAUCAAGAGUAAGGUGCCAAAGUGCCUCAGAGUGGGUAGCUUCACUAUUGAAUGGGCUUCGGAACCCAAGGCCAAGGAUGAGAACUACCCUCCUGUCUACUCCAGAAUGAAGAUUUCAGUGUCAUCCUGCCAGGAGAAGGAUGGGAAACCUGAGAUAUCUGUCUUGAAGACCCCUGGUAGUGGAGAGCCAUCAUGCAAAAACCCAGAAAACUUAAAGGUCUUUGAGGGAGACCCACUGAACAAACGGGAGGAGAGCUUGCAUGGGGUAAAAGGCUUGCCUUUUUAUGCAGGGAUUUCUCCUGCAGGAAAGAUGAUCGUCCGCAGUUACAAAGAUAAUAUGAGCUCCUUGGGCUUUAUUCAGGUUAAUGAUAAAAGGUUUCCUCAGGCCAAACUGCUUUUGGGACAGAUGGGGGCAUUGCAUCCUGCCAGUCGGCUAGCAGCUUAUAUCACAGGCAGGCUGCGACACACAGUACUUGGUAUCUCAGCCCUCAGUACUGUGAUCUCCAAGGUAGAUUCCACUGCUAAAGCAGCUGCUUCUGGGACACCAUCAGUCCAGGUGCCCACAACAUCAACUCCUAAAACUACAUCUUCCACCAGCACUACUUCAACCCCCACUGUGACGACUCUGAAAACUCAUGUCCCAGCACAGAGACAGAUAGCUGCCCGACCCUCACCUGGUGGUGUGUUUGCACAGUUUGUGAUGAACAAAGCCGGAGUUCUGCAGCAGAAGGUUUCUGGAGUGAGCACGUGCCAGCCCGUGUCAGGGCCACAGAAGUUCAGUGUCAAGCCUACACCAAUGAUGGCUGUCACUCCUGUGGUUUCCUCAGGGCUAUCUGCAGCUCAAUGCACAGUCUCUCCUGGGACCACUACAGUCACCACCACUUCUCCAGUUAUUGUGGAAAGUAUCAGUGCAGCAGCAUCUUCUGUGACCACUCCUGGCCAAACAAGAGCUAAUGAACCUGCCUGCUCUCCUGCAAUUACAGUCACAGCUGUUCCUGCAACAUCUGGAAAUGACGUCUCUACUACUCCCUCAUCCACCACACCAACUGCCACUGUGAACAUAGGAAAAGCAACGGAGGCUGUUGUACCAGCAGCAACCACAUCACUCCCUAAAACUGUAGAAACAACACCAGCGGUUACUUGUCCUGUUGUCACAACCUCCACUGCUACAGUUGUACUAACAACAGCUGUGACAGCUGCAUCUGUGGUGACCACACCAACUCGCUCUGCUGGCUCUGUUCCGAUUAUACUGUCAGGAGUUAGUUCGAGUCCUUCACUGACUCCAAAAAAAGAUGCUACUGCACAAGCUAUAAACAAGACUUCUCAGAUGUGUCCUGGAACAGAGAAGCGUGUAGGACCUCGAUUGCUGCUGAUUCCAGUGCAUCAGACAUCUCCUGCUUUUCGACCGCUAAACAGCAUGCAGUUUGCCCCGAGGCAGAGGAUUAUCCUUCAGCCUGUCAGGAACCCUGGUGGUAUGAACCUCUUCAGACAUCCUAAUGGGCAGAUAGUUCAGCUUGUCCCCCUGCAACAGAUUCGAGCUACAGGUGCCCAAACCAGUGUGCACCCAGUAAUGUUCCGCCAUCCAGGCUCUGUUGUAGGAAUCCGGUUACCUGCACCUUUUAAGCUUCCUGGGUCACCUGUGUAUCCCGCUUACUCUGUGCCUCCGGCCCCAAACUCAGCUGCACGAACUGUAAUACGCAAGUUAUCCCCUAUGUCUAACCUAACCAUGCAAGCAUCUUCUCUUCUUCCUUCAAUACCACGUUUUGUGUCACAGGCAGGCACCCUGACUCUGAGGAUCGCUCCUACUGGUGGCAGUGUGACAAAUCAGACAGCCUCUGAGUCUAAAAUAACCUGCAGCUCAGGUGGCCUGCCAGCUACCCCUGCUAAUCUCAUACCUUUACAAUCUGGUAGUUUUGCUUUACUUCAGCUGCCAGGACAGAAGACUGUGCCAAACUCCAUUCUGAACCAUUUUGCGUCUCUUCAGCUGAAGAAGAAUUACAGGACAAUAUGCAAGAAAGAGGAGCUGGAUGUUGCUCAGCAGGAGUAUGAGAAGGCUUUAGGCUUAGAUGACGCUGUGGAGUAUGAGGUCACAGUGUCUGAUGAGAAACAAGAAGAAAAUGAGUUGUUAAUUAAUCAGUCAAAUAAUGUUGAAGAGUCAGCAUGUGGCACACUUGCACCUGAUAGAAAUUCCACUGCAUUAGAGAUGGUGGAGAAGGACUCAAAGGUGCUAGAGAGUUCUUGUGAUGAUGGCACUUCUUCUCAACAUGAUGUUUUCACAGAUGUCAUAUCAUCUGACCACACUUACAUCAGUGAGAAGCCAAGUGAUGAAGAAAAUGAGGCUUUUGAGGAAAAAGAGGACUCUCUCACUUCUGAAACUGUAGUGAAGGCUGUUUCAACUAAUUCUGAAGCUGUUUGUGGGUCAUCAGAUCAGUCUCUAGCUGCUCCUCUGGAUAAUGCACAUCAACAGAGUCUUGAGAAUCAGGAGAGUGCACGGUUGAAGAACCACGUGAAUGAACAAACACGUGCUGAACUGGAAGAGAAACCAAUAAAAGAGGAGGAAGAAGAUGGAUACACAGAGAUGAAAGAGUACUACAAGGCAAGUUCUGAGCACUCACAGGGUCAACAAGAGCAAGGUACACAGCUGGAGAACAAGGAACAGAAUGAGACUAAACUGUCUCAGAGCAAAGAAGAAUGCCAGGGUGAUGCUGUGCAGCCAGAUAUGGAAAGGAAUAACACGGGCUCUAAAGAAGCAGAAAGCAUAGAGGAGAAAUCAGGGAGUAAAUGGGAUAUCAGUUCUGCAAAAGAGCAGGAUGAUGCUGCAGGAGAAGAGCGUACAGUCAGUACCAAGGAAGGCAAAGCAAAUGUUGCUGGGCAGGAAGGCAGUAGCAACAAAGAACAAGCUCCUUUUGAUUCUCAGGAAGAACUGAAAAUGGGUCAUGAUAUUGUAACACAUGUCAACAGUUCUUGGAGCAAAAUAUCCAGCAUUGUACCACCUUUAGAAAAUAAAAGUGAGGUGGAUAACAAAGCUGAUAUCUCUGAGAAAAGUGACUUCCUGACACCAGAAGAGAAGACACAGGAACUUCGGCAUUCCAAAAUGCCCACUCUUGGUAUUACUGCUGAUGGUGGCGAAGAGGAAGAAGAAGAUGAUGAUGAAGAGGAUGAAAAAACGGAUGAUUCUGCUGAUGAGAUGCUGGAUGGUGCUUCUGACUUCCCAAGUGAAGAGGAAAUAGAUGUUGAGAAAGUGGAAGCGCAUGAAUACAGUGAGGAUGACGAGCAGGUGGACAUUGAGACCGUGGAGGAGCUUUCAGAGAAGAUUAACAUUGCCCGUCUGAAGGCCACAGCUGCUAAUAUCCAACCUUCCCAACAGAAAUACCAUGCUCGUAGUUCUUCGGAUGAAAAAUUAUCAGAAAAUCCUUCGAAGCAGAAAUGUCAAUCCUGGAAUAGGAAGCUGAAGACGGCAGCAGAAGCCUUUGCUCAUUACCGCCAGACGCACACAGCCAACGAACGCCGACGACGUCAUGAAAUGAGAGAUCUCUUUGAGAAGCUGAAGAUUGCUCUGGGCUUACACAGCCUGCCCAAGGUCUCCAAAUGCUACAUUCUAAAGCAAGCCUAUGAAGAAAUCCAAGGAUUGACUGAUCAGGCAGAUAAAUUUAUUGGACAGAAGAACUUAUUGAUGCGCAAACAAGAUGUUUUGAUUCGAAAAAUAUCCCAGCUUUCAGGGAAGACUGAAGAGGUCGUCCUGAAGAAGCUAGAAUACAUCUAUGCCAAACAAAAAGCAGUAGAAGCACAAAAAAAGAAACCAGUUGAGCCAGAGGAAUCUGCUGUAACCUCAACUGCUAGCACACAGCAAGAAGAAACUUCAGCUGCCUCCAGUGAGCCUCCUGAAGUGGCUAUGACAAAUAGAAGAGGCAAGCCCUUGAUACUUGCCAGGAAAGGAGUCCGUGCCCCAGAAGACACCAAAUCCCCUCUCACACUAAAUGCUGCAAGCCUGGUGAUGACUCCGCAGGGGCAGGUGCUUACACUGAAGAGCCCACUGGUACCAGGGCAGGUAGCAGCUGUUCCUUCCACUCUGUUGCAAGCUGAAUUAAACCCUCGAGCUGUCACUACUGCCAUGACAUCACAGCCAGGUAUUGCUUCUGUGAUGAUUCAGCUACCAGGAUCAACUGUUCCUGUCCAAGUAAAAGGAAUCAUAACUAACUCUACUGUUCCUAUUACACUAUCAACUGUUGCUGAAAACCCAGUGCCCUCAGCAGUAGUAUCAGCUACAGAGCCCCAUUCAGAAAGUGAAGAUUCGUUCAUGAUGCCAAAGAUUGUUAAUGUAACAUCACUGGCUGCUGAGGUAAGCAUGGGUGAAAACCUGAACAGCAACAACAACUUUAAUAUACCAGCAGCUGUGGGUGCUCAGGCUUCAGAGAAAUCGGUUGUAGCAUCUGUGGAAAGUAGGAAGAGUGACAGCAUCCUUUCAGAAGAAAAAGCUAAACUGUGUUCUGGUGACAGUGGCGGAGAUGGAAGAAAUACCACAGCUCCUACGAAUGUUUUCUUGGAAAAUAAAGAUGGCUUUCUCCAGCUCCGAAAUGUAUCAUGUACAAAGGAACCUCCUGAGUCCUUCUGCAAAAAGCUCUGCCUUGGUGAGUUUGUAGGGAGCCAAGUGAGGAGGAAAGAUGGUGAUCCUGGAGGGGAAAGGUUAAAACCUAAAGAAUUGCCAUUCCGCAAGCUGCAGAUCAAAGAUUCCAGGAUAGAGAUGGAAUUGAGGAAAGUAGCAUCUGCAAUGGAGGAAGCAGAACUGGAUGCCAGUGAGUUACUAAGCAGCAUCGAGGAGAGCGAUGACACGGAUGAAACCCUCACAUCGCUGCUCAAUGAGAUUGCCUUUCUCAAUCAGCAGCUAAACGACGAUGCUUCAGCAAUGUCAGAACUACCCAGCACUCUGAACUCAGACUUCUCUCAUGAAGAUGCAGAAGCCCGUCGGGGAACAUCUGGUGAUCUCACCACUGCAGGUGGGUCUUCCUUCCAGUUUGGCCAUUUGGGAGGCAGUUUUAAGGACCUUGCUGAAGUUCCAGAUGGUGGUGGCUCUAUAAGCCCUCUCCUGCUGCACCUGGAAGACGAUGACCUCACUGAUGGGGACAAGAACUCUGGGGAGCCUUCAUCUGAAGCAGAUGUUUUAAAGAUAGUAAUAGGUGCUGAAAUGAAGGAUCCACUUCCCAACCUGGCCGUAACCAGUGGUGGGAAUGACAAAACUGUAACAGCCUUGGUGGAGACCACUAGUGUGACUCCACCAGUUUUGCAGAUGAAAACUAAUCCAGAAGCUAGUACUGCUGACGCUUUGUGGAGGCCCAUGCCCAAGCUGGCACCACUUGGUUUAAAAGUGGCAAGUCUGCCAGUGGACUCAGAAGGGCAGAGUAAUAAGGUGAUGCCCUUGUUGGCACCUGUGGUUGCAAAACUGGCACCCAGUGGGGUAAAAUCUUCAUUACCUGCAGCUGUUCAAGAAGGACAGGGUAACAGAGUGAUGCCAGCGUUAGCUCCUGUGGUUAUGAAACUGACUACUACUGGGACCUUGCCUCCAAAUUCAGCAGGCAAAUAAAUGCAUAUUUUUUUUAUCAGAGACUGAAAUGGAGAUGUGGAGCAACGUGAUCCAGGGUCGGAGUUCUGCAGCCUCCAGCGUUUGCAACGCUUCGUUUUCUGCCUGGCAUCAGCACUCUGCUCAACUGAGGGCAGGCCCCAAACUGAGAACUAAGUGCUAUG
Molecule: messenger RNA, 9914 nt
Organism: Melopsittacus undulatus (budgerigar)
Lineage: Eukaryota; Metazoa; Chordata; Aves; Psittaciformes; Psittaculidae
Gene: MGA
Product: MAX dimerization protein MGA
Exons: 25
Coding region: 172-9753 (3193 amino acids)
Biological process (GO): cell fate specification; regulation of transcription by RNA polymerase II; positive regulation of DNA-templated transcription
Cellular component (GO): nucleus; MLL1 complex
Molecular function (GO): DNA-binding transcription factor activity, RNA polymerase II-specific; protein dimerization activity; RNA polymerase II cis-regulatory region sequence-specific DNA binding
Source: RefSeq, a predicted model, not a curated record